Molecule: messenger RNA, 5682 nt
Organism: Symbiodinium pilosum
Lineage: Eukaryota; Dinophyceae; Suessiales; Symbiodiniaceae
Source: the annotation of a GenBank genome assembly
AUGCCUCCGGUGCCGCCCAGGAACGCGGUGCCGCCGGCGCGGCCAGAACCCCCAGCAGCCAAGGCCAAGGCAAAGGGAAAGCCUGAGAAGCCGGACACAAAGGAUGGAAAGAAAGCCAAGGAUGCCAAAACUUCCCCUCCGGGCAAAGGCAAAGGCAACUCGGGCAAGCCUGGUCGAUCUGCCAGCAAGACUGGAAGGACAGCGAUUGAGGCAGUGGUUGUGGAUGCUAUCAAAGAAGAGCCCAAGCUAGAAAAGGUAACACAGAUCAAGGGAGUCGAAGUAACAACAGGGCCGCAGCUGCCCCGAAAACUGCUUGAGAAGCUGGUUGACUUGCCGUUUGUGGCUGGAUACCCCAAGCUGAGCCUGGAAAAGGUUUCCUUCCGUCCCAAGGUGUCAGAACGCCCAGCACCGCCCUCGCCCUCCCUGAGCCCGGCACGCUCGGGCACGAAGGUGUCUGAGCGUGGAGCCCCUCAGAAGUCGGAGCCUGUGGUUCCGCUGCCCCAGUUGGCCCCGGCGCCGGAGGAGGAAGAUGGUCCAAUGCUGCUGGUGGCAGUCGCCUCUGGGGUGGAACCAUCUCAGCCUCGUUUGCUGCGAGUUGGGCCACCAGACCUCGUGGCCAAGGAGAUGGAAUUCGUACGCCCCUUCCAGGAAGCAUACGGACCAUGGUCGCCGGAGGCACAGGUCGUGGAGACUUUUUGGCAGCACGACAUCAUGAUCCUCUCUGUAGCAGGCGGCCGAUGCUUGUUACCGGCCGUUGCUGAACAAGGGGCACCGAAAGGUGUUGCAAGCUUCGCGCAGCGCUUCACGGAAGCCUUAAGCACGGGUGACCAAGAGUCCAUCACCAGCGCAGUUAGCGCAUCCUUGAAAGCCAGCCAGCUUGUAUGCAGUUGGAUCCUCAUGCAGCCGCUGCUGAAUGGCUGCGAGCAGCAAACAGUGAACCUAGCCCAGGUGUUCAACAACGUGGAAAAUCUGAUUCUGGGCCAUACAGAGCCGCAGCUGGGUGUGGAGUACUAUGAUGGCAUGGCCCCUGACGUGGUCGAGAGCCAGCUUGGCGGACCCACAAGUGAUGGAGUGGGCAUCCCAGAGCUCAACAAGAUGGUUUCGGACCUCAUCCCUGGCAUGAAGCAGACCCGACCCUCUCAAUUCUUGGUUUGGUUCCAGGGUCAGAUGCCCAGCACAGGGACCAAAUGGAACCUUCCAGCUUGGUACAGCAAGAGUGCAGCGCCUAUCGAUUUCGACUGUGUCUUACAAGACGAGGACGGUCAGGCUUGGCUAUCAGUUUGCAGUGCAAACUCCUCCUUUCUGCACUAUGCCACUGUCCCUGCCACAGACAACAGUCUCAGAAAUCGCCAUGCGCUGACACGACUAGCUCGCUGGCUUCUGUCAGGAUUGCUGCUAUAUGCACCCAUAGAGUCUCCAGGGGACCAGAAGCAUCUGCGUGAGCUCCUGAUGAUUCUGGCGAGUAUUCCCGACCAAGGUGUGGAGAACUUGGCGACCCCAGCCCCUCCACCAGAGGCUAGCUUGCAGGUUCGCUUUGUGUGGGCUUUCGCUCGACGCGUCAUCCGCUGCUUGUGUUGGCACACAACGCGCCGCGUCGACGGGAAGACUGUUGCUCUUGAGAAGCCAGGCCUGCAGAUGCUGUGGGCUUUGCUGGACAAUGCCAUUGCGAUGGUGCCAGCAGCGCGCACGCGAAACAAUCCUGAACGCAAACGGCUUGCUUUGUGGGCCAGCAUUUGCUUUGCUGUGAGGUUGGCUGUGGUUUCUGACAAGAUUGAGGAACCGGCUUGGCUGUCCGACAGAUACAAGCUCUGGCGACCCCCAGAGGAUGGGGGUCUUGAUGUAGAAGGAGUGGCAGCUCACGUGCACAUGAUCCGUUUCGGCUUAGAUGAGUCCUGGUCAACAGACCCUGUGACGAAGCAACUGAGAUCCAUCAAUUGGGACGACCUGCCUUGGGAAGUUCUAGAGCGUGAGGAAGACAAGGUUCCUCUUUCAGAGUGUGUUGUUGCAGAAGAGGGCGUUGAUUCAACGGAACACGAGAAGGACGUUGCAGGAGAGCAUGAUGCUACCGAAGUGGUGGCCCCGCCAGAGGAAAGUGAGGACGCAAAGCAGCAAGGGGUUGCCAAGACAAUGCAGACGCUGGAAGGCACGAUGGGCCACCUGGUUCGAAAAGAGUUAGAACUCAAGAGGCGGCUGGUCAUUACUGGUGGGCUUGGAGCUGGAAAGAGAUCACUUUCCAAGACCGUCAUGGCAGACUUGGUCUUAGGUCAAGUGUGGCACGGCGACAUCUUCAGGUUCCCACUGAGACUGUCCGUUGAACAGCUCUCACAGUAUCUCCAGGCCGGAGCAGCAGAUGCCUUGCAGCAGCACUUUGCAUCCUGUAGGCACCUUGCUGCUGCCUGUGCCUGGGAACGUGCUCAGGCACCGCCCUGGCCAGCCCGGCUUUCCCACCAGGUGGUGCGCUGGGGGAACCGACUGCUCGUCCUUGGCGGCUACAGCAAAGAGCGGCUCAAGCCCUUGCAAGAUGCUUGGAUGUCACAGGAUCACGGGCAGACCUGGGAGGAGUUGCCCACGCCUCCGUGGCCAGCGCGCAGUGGACACCAGGUCGUAUGCUGGGAGGAUAGACUGAUUUUGCUCGGAGGAGUGGGAGAUGAGGAACGCCGUCUACGUGAUGCCUGGCAAUCUUCAGAUGGUGGUGAAACUUGGCAGGAGCUUCCCUGCCCGAAGUGGUCUGCUCGAUACGGACACCGAGCCGUGGUGGUCUCACUGAAGGUGAAGGAGGCAGCGACGCCUCACCUACUCCUCAUGGGCGGAAAUGCCGCCGGCAACAAGGCAAUGAAGGAUGUGUGGGCAUCCGAUUCUGGAGGCUUCUCCUGGUUUGAGCUCGAUCCGCUUCCUUGCAGCCCACGCUGGAACUUUUCCCUUGCACAGUUUCGCAACCAGAUCUGGAUCACAGGCGGUGCCGACGAGGUGCGACACCUCAACGAUUGCUGGAUCAUGACACAGGAGGUCUGGCCGGGCCCCGGCAGCGGUUCCCACAGCAGCCGACGGAAGUCGGAUGCUUUUGUGGAGCCGAAGGACGAGAACGCAUGGAAGCAUUUUUCCACUUCCUGGUCUGAGCGCGCACUUCAUCAGGUGUUGCCCUUCCGGGGCCAGCUGGCAGUGUUCGGUGGAGUGAACGGGAGUGGCAAGGUUCUCGCGGAUGCAUGGCUGUCAGAGGAUGGAGAAACGUGGCAUCAGCUUCCCCACUCCUCUUGGGUGCCGGUAGCAAACCGCUUUGGCCAGCAGGUGGUCCAGCUUGAGGAUGGUCGCGGCAUGGUUGUGGGCGGCCAUGGUGGUGGCCGGGAUGUCUUCAGAUCCAGGUUGUUCGCUUUGGCUUUAGAGGGCCUUGACGAGGACUUGGUCAAUGAUAAUUUGGUCGUGGACUACUUGGACAGGUCGUUUGACAUUGCAAAGCAGUGGAUACUCAUGGCUGACAUAGCGCGCCCAACCUUUCUGCAGAUGCAUGAGACGCAGCAGCUUGCUUUUUUCUUUGAGAACGCACGGCAGCUGAGUGUAAACAGCGCCCGCAUCUUGUACAAGGAGGUGGGCUUUCUGAUUGACAGCUUUCCAAAGCCCGUGGUCCUGGCCGACGCCCUGGUCCCGGACUGCCCCAUUGUGGGCGCAUCGGACUCUUUCGCAAGGUUAUGCGGUUACUCCCGUGACGAGAUCCUUGGGAAGAACUGCCGAUUUUUGUUGAAGGAUGUGCCCGGCUGCUGCAUCUCAAGGUCAGGGCGCAAGAACCUUAGAUCCAUGAUCCGCAUGUGUCGACUCAUUGGUUUGUCUGCUAUGGGAAGCACCAGCUGCUGUCAGACCAAUCGCAAGCGCGACGGGGAGACCUUUCUGAACAUGUUUGCUGUGGGCCUUGUCCUCCUUGACGAGCACCCAUUUCUAGUUGGGGUCCAGUCAGAGAUGGGCACUGCGGAUUCUACAGCCCAUGUCAAGCAGGACCAGCAUGCCCUGAUUGAGCAGAUCCGUGUGAUCUUGCAGCAGGGCUUGUCGGAGAAUGCAGCAGCUGUCCUGGCUAAGGAGCACUUCCUCCCACCCAGGCCAAGAAACCUGGCGGGCUCUCCUGCAUUCUCCCCAACAGCACUGACCGAGAGGGUGAUCCUUUUAAACGACCGGAGGACGGUCAUGAGGCGAGAGCCAUGUGAGAUCCCCAACGGAUGCGUAGUGAUCACUGAGCAGCCCCUCCGGCGAACAAGGCAAGGCCUCUUCUUCGCGGUGCGCAUGGAAGGCGUCCUCCGGGAGGGCUGGCACACUAGCUGGCCCAUGCUAGGCAUGACGGAGAUCCCCCCGACAGACAUGGUGCGUGAUGGGUAUCCCCUGCGAGCGGAGUGGUGCGCCAAGAGCGUUUGCAUCGGCGGCGAGUUCCAGGCCUUUGUGCGGGACAAGGCUCGGCACUACGAAGGCCGUGGCGCCGCAAGCCCCGAUGAGCUCCAGAUUUUCGACGGGCCCCGGCCACGAUGGCAGAACCGCCCCACGACGCCUUGGGAUCUUGGGGAGGGAGACGUCAUGGGUAUGCUCUAUACGCCGCAGGGGGACAUCCACCUCAUGAUCAACUACCAGUCAGUGCUCAGUUUCUCCACUGGGAAGCCGUUGGAGGCGCGGGACUACUAUGCCUUGGUCGACUGCCGCGGGCAAGCCUACGAGCUAAUGCUUUUGCCCUACGAGAUGCCCGUGGUGGGCUACAUGCAGGAGUUGGCACUUCAGCCUCUCAUCUCCCACAAAGUCGUCGACCACGUGGCAAGAACGGCUGCUAGCCGAGCAGUGUCCAACUGCACAUUCUCCAUCUCCAUUGCCGAUCCCUCCUUGCCAGAUAUGCCGCUUGUAGCGGUCUCCAAGGCCUUUGAGGUCAUGACUGGUUACACCUGCGAAGAGAUUGUGGGGCUGAACUGCCGCUUCCUGAACCACGACUGCGAGAUGACUACUCGCCAGCGCUACGAGCUUAGGAAGUCCUGCCAGACCGGAAAGCCCUUCACUGGCCUACUGGAGAACCGUCGCAAGUCCGGUGAACUCUUCGUAAACCUUCUUGACCUGCGUGGCCUGAGCGUUGCGAAAGAUGCAGAGACAGGCGAGCAGAUUUGGUAUCUCGUAGGCAUCCAGUCAGAUGUGACAAACCUCGUGGAUCGAGAUGGCCAAGCCCCAAAUGAGAUCAGAGAGAGGCACGCUGUAGAGCUACAAGAUGUAGCGAACAAUCUGCGGCGUGAGCUUCAGCACGAGUUUGCUGAGCUUGCUUUGACCUCCAGGAAUGCAGUUAUCAGAGAGACAAGUCAUGGUGCAGAAGUGCAAGUCGAGUUUGGGAAGCACACGGGUGAGAAUAUCGUCAGCGUCCCUGCCGCCCCGGGCAUCGAGCGUGGGCCCAAGCCAAACCUGGUACCAAUGAUCGCCCUUCUCUCAGAGCCUGGUUGGGUGAAGCAUGACGCAGAGGACGAUGACAGUGAGCCUGAACAAGUAGAUAGGCAUGCAAAGAAGACCACCCACCGACUGAAGACUUGCUCCAGUCUUACUGGCUUUCAGGAGAGGGUAAUGUCCGUUCCAGCAGUUUUCCGCCGCCAGUGGUCCUUCGGGCCCAUUGCUGGCGCCUUUGUACUCGGCAUCAGUAGCGCCCUCGUUUGCCAGCUCUUGUUACGUCAACGGAAAUAA